AUGCCAAAUAUCAAAAUCUUCAGCGGCAGCUCGCACCAGGACUUAUCCCAGAAAAUUGCCGACCGCCUGGGCCUGGAGCUGGGGAAGGUGGUGACUAAGAAAUUCAGUAAUCAGGAGACCUGCGUGGAAAUCGGCGAGAGCGUCCGUGGAGAGGACGUGUACAUCGUUCAGAGUGGUUGUGGUGAAAUCAACGACAGUCUAAUGGAGCUUUUGAUCAUGAUUAACGCCUGCAAGAUUGCUUCGGCCAACCGAGUUACUGCGGUGAUCCCGUGCUUCCCUUACGCCAGGCAGGAUAAGAAGGACAAGAGCCGGGCUCCCAUCUCCGCUAAGCUUGUAGCGAAUAUGCUGUCGAUAGCAGGCGCCGAUCACAUCAUCACCAUGGACCUACAUGCUUCGCAGAUUCAGGGGUUUUUUGAUAUCCCAGUAGACAAUUUGUAUGCAGAACCAGCGGUCCUGAAAUGGAUCCGGGAGAACAUUUCGGAGUGGAAGGACUGCACCAUAGUUUCACCGGACGCUGGCGGGGCCAAGAGAGUGACUUCCAUUGCGGACCAUUUGAACGUGGACUUUGCCUUGAUUCACAAAGAACGGAAGAAGGCCAAUGAGGUGGACCGUAUGGUGCUUGUGGGAGAUGUGAAGGAUCGUGUGGCUAUCCUUGUGGAUGACAUGGCUGAUACCUGUGGUACAAUCUGCCAUGCAGCCGACAAACUUCUCUCAGCGGGAGCCACCCGAGUUUACGCGAUCCUGACCCACGGAAUCUUUUCUGGCCCAGCCAUUGUUCGCAUCAACGGUGCAUGCUUUGAAGCCGUAGUAGUCACCAAUACCAUACCUCAGGAGGAUAAGAUGAAGCACUGCUCCAAAAUACAAGUGAUCGACAUCUCCAUGAUUCUUGCAGAAGCCAUCAGGAGAACUCACAAUGGGGAAUCUGUUUCCUACCUAUUCAGCCACGUUCCUUUGUAA
This is a messenger RNA of Marmota flaviventris (yellow-bellied marmot), 957 nucleotides long. It is a transcript of the gene Prps1l1, whose product is annotated as phosphoribosyl pyrophosphate synthetase 1 like 1. Gene Ontology annotation, cellular component: ribose phosphate diphosphokinase complex; cytoplasm. NCBI's taxonomy places the organism in Eukaryota, Metazoa, Chordata, Mammalia, Rodentia, Sciuridae. Gene Ontology annotation, biological process: 5-phosphoribose 1-diphosphate biosynthetic process; ribonucleoside monophosphate biosynthetic process; purine nucleotide biosynthetic process. Gene Ontology annotation, molecular function: ribose phosphate diphosphokinase activity; ATP binding; magnesium ion binding. The record is from RefSeq and is a predicted model, not a curated record.